Messenger RNA from Thamnophis sirtalis, 1228 nucleotides. It is a transcript of the gene FAM151B, whose product is annotated as family with sequence similarity 151 member B. The record is from RefSeq and is a predicted model, not a curated record. Lineage: Eukaryota; Metazoa; Chordata; Lepidosauria; Squamata; Natricidae.
CUGGCAUCAAGACGGAUCCAUAAUUUCUAAAUCUUGUUGAUUUAGCUAUUUCGCGAAUAAUAAAUCCCUAAGAUUUCAAAGGUGGUCAAAUUAGAAUAGUAAGAGCAGCGAGGCAAAUUCGAGAGCAAGUCUCGCCAUCGCUCUGCGGGAAGCAAACGUGGAGGCGGGCGUCGGCCAAAAGCACUCGGAAGUCGGACUGGGCGAGCCUUAAUGCGGAGCGCUUGCCGGAAGGCCCCGUUAAUACCGCGAAGAAAACCGGUUGCACGCCUCGAAAAAGCCAGGGCAAACUCUGCGGGCGCUGGAGGGGUCUGAAUAAGACCCGAGAUCGGACAUGCAAGAAGACGAACGUGAAGGAGGACCGGGCGCCGGAGGAUCCGCGCUUGGCGAAGUGGAAGGAUUUUGGAGUCAAAAUAUAUUGGAUUAUUUUCUGAAUAGUAAGCAAAUUAAAACAAGAGAUGGAGCUGAAAUCAUUUGGUACCACAGAGCAAACAGCAAGCAACAUAUGAAAGAGGCAAUACAGAGUGCUGCUCACAUGAUAGAAGCAGAUGUCCUUCUUUAUGGUAAUCAACCAGUCAUGGCUCAUCCACCUGAAACAAAUAGUGAUAAUACACUCAAAGAAUGGUUAAAUGAAAUUAAAAACACCAAUAAAGGGAUCAAGCUUGAUUUUAAAAGUCUAGAAGCUGUGAAUCCCUCAAUGAAACUUAUUGGAGACCUACAUCUUAGGCAACCUGUUUGGAUUAAUGCAGACAUACUUCUAGGACCAAAAGGAAAUCACCCCGUAGAUGCAAAGGGAUUCCUGGACACAGUGAUAUCAUCUUUUCCAGAUGUAACUUUAUCUUUGGGAUGGACUACUGGGAGAAUUAAUUCAAAAUGCAAUACAGGUUAUAGUCUAGCCAUGGUACAAGAAAUGGCAGAAAUAUGUAGAGAUCGUACUCAGCCAAUCACAUUUGCUGUAAGAGCUGAUUUGGUCUGUCGGUCAAAAUCUGAACUUCUGUGGUUACUACAGCAAUCAGACAGGUACACGUUAACCAUUUGGACUGGAAAAGAUGAUGAAUAUUCCGUAGAUGAUUUACUCUUCAUCAGACGUAGCUUUGAUAAAUGUAGAGUUUUUUAUGAUAUCUUGGAGCCACAAAAUUCUGAAUUCAGAAAAGCCAUAGGAAUAUAAAAGGACAAAUAAAACAGCCCAGUCAACAAUAUAUUUAGUCUUUAGACUGAGCGGAAAAAUGCA